AUGAAGCCUAUCGCUUUGGUUGGUGGCGCGCCGGUGGUGGUGGCGAAGAAGGAGGAGGUGACGGGCUCGUCUGGGACCAAGUUCACGUUGAAGGACUUGAUGGGGAUGGGUGGAGAAGGGGGCAAUAUGAAGCGGAGGGGAUCCGAGAAGGGGUCAGUCAAGGGCUCCUCGACCAAAGGCGGAAGCGAGCACGGCGGCGACAACAACUCGACGGCGUCCCUGCUGAAAAAGUACGGUGUCUGCGACAAGGCCGCUAUCGGAAAAGGCGCCACCGCAGUCGUCCGUCUCGCCCACAAGUGGGAUCGCCGCGAGGAGAAGCUGUACGCCGUCAAGGAGUUCCGGAAGAGGCGGAAGAAUGAGACGGAGAAGGACUACGUCAAGAAGUUGACGUCGGAAUUCUGUAUCUCGAGUACGCUUCACCACCCGAAUAUCGUCGAGACGGUCGACCUGGUCCAGGACGAGCAGCACCAUUGGUGCGAGGUCAUGGAGUAUUGUCCGGGUGGGGAUUUGUACGCGGCGAUCAAGAAGGGCGGGAUGAGCUCUGGCGAGGUCGAGUGCUCUUUCAAGCAGAUCUUGCUGGGUAUAUCAUACCUUCACAACAUGGGUGUCGCGCACAGAGAUAUCAAGCCGGAGAACCUGCUUCUUGACGGGCGUGGUCAUGUCAAGAUCACCGACUUUGGUGUCUCGGACGUCUUCCGCAUGUGCUGGGAGAAGAAGACCCAUCUUUCAAAGGGUUUAUGCGGGUCAGAACCGUACAUUGCACCAGAGCUGUUCGACCAGAAAGAAUACGAUGCCCGCCUCGUCGACGUCUGGGCCGCCGCUAUCGUCUUCUACUGCAUGCAAUUCCAGGAAUUGCCAUGGCGAGUCGCCAAGCACUCGGACACGACCUUUGCCGCCUACAUCGCCGCGUACUCCCCAAACCCCAACACUAUCGGUGGCGCCGCAGCUGCCGCGUCUGGUGCACCCCAUCCUACACCGCCUCCGCUCAACAACCUCGUCCCCCGAGAAUGCCGGUCGGUCAUCAAGCACAUGCUGGAUCCCGACCCAAAGACCCGAUGGGGAAUCGAGGAGGUGUUGAAGGACAAGUGGCUCGCGGGCGUCCAGGUGUGCAAGGAGGGAGAGGUGAACGAUCACACGCACGUCGCGGCGGGAUUGGAGGUCGUCAAGCUAUAG
Molecule: messenger RNA, 1173 nt
Organism: Dioszegia hungarica
Lineage: Eukaryota; Fungi; Basidiomycota; Tremellomycetes; Tremellales; Bulleribasidiaceae
Product: kinase-like domain-containing protein
Exons: 3
Coding region: 1-1173 (390 amino acids)
Biological process (GO): intracellular signal transduction; protein phosphorylation; intracellular monoatomic cation homeostasis
Molecular function (GO): ATP binding; protein serine/threonine kinase activity
Source: RefSeq, a predicted model, not a curated record